Suillus bovinus is the source of this 2133-nucleotide messenger RNA. RefSeq lists its product as uncharacterized. NCBI's taxonomy places the organism in Eukaryota, Fungi, Basidiomycota, Agaricomycetes, Boletales, Suillaceae. The coding region runs from base 361 to 2082 and encodes 573 amino acids. The record is from RefSeq and is a predicted model, not a curated record. The transcript is spliced from 3 exons.
AGAUUCAAGUUGCAGAUUAGACUUUCUCGAUCAACAUUUUCUGCUGGUGUUUCUAUCCCCCAGACCCACCAAUCGUGUCUUAUCAUCAACCUUUCAUGAUGAGUUACCAGGAUCAUUUUUGUAGUGAUCUUCGAUCAAUUGAAGGAACUUGGGAGAAGCUUUCUCAGGUUACUGUCAAGGGUGCUGAAUACGACUCCCGUGAACGCCAACCCCAUCCAAAAUGUCUAAAGGGGACCCGGGUGGACCUCCUCGACUACAUCUUUGGGUUAUUAGACAAGAAAGAGAAGAACCGUAUUAUCUGGCUGCACGGUACAGGCUGGCGUCGGAAAGUCUGCCGUUGCGUUCACCGUGGCUGAAAAGAUGAGAGGUCUGAAAAUGACAAAGGAGAAAGGAGAAAAACGGCUCGGGGGAACAUUCUUUUUCUCGCGCAAGCACACGAAGCGCCGCACUACUGGCUAUUUCUUUGCGACGCUUGCCUACCAGCUUGCAAGCAAUUUCCCCAGCAUCCGGGGGGACGUGAACAAAGCUAUAAUCGAGAAUCCCGCCCUUCUAGAUCCUGACAAAUCUCUUCGGGAUCUGAUGGAGGCAUUGUUUCUCCGACCUCUCCAGAGACUCUUUCUCAGACUUCGCGGAUGUCCGCCUUUGGUGUUUGUUAUCGACGCCCUUGACGAAUGCACACCCGAAUCACUCGAUGCUGAAUCCCUCGAUGAACCUACCUCCGAAAGCGAGCUCGCUGAUCUUAUCUCCAUGCUUGGCGAAGCUCUUUGUGAACCUGAUCUGCCCAUUGUCCACAUUCUGCUCACGAGUCGAUCGGAAGAGCAUAUCCGCAGAGCUAUGCAGAUUGAAGAGGUGCGCCCGCUGGUGUGUGAGAUACCAGUGAAGACUUCUGGGAAAGGCAUUGCUGCCACCAUCUCGUUGGACGGCGCAGAUGUUGACAAUGACAUAUACGUUUUCUUGCAGCACUCGUUCAGAGAGCUGGAAAGUCGCCAUCCAGAUUUCCCACAGCCAUCGGCCGAUCAACUUGCACGGCUGGCGAGUCGAGCGGGGAGACGUUUUAUUGUUGCAUCUACGAUGAUGAAGUUCAUUGACGACCGAAACCAUGAUCCCCGUGAUCGACUUCAGCUCAUGCUCGAGUUAACGAGCGAAAUGCUACCAGGGACGGAGGUGUACAAGCUCUACGACCGCAUCCUCUCCACGUGUGCCGAUCCAACGCUAGCAUAUCUACACUUGUCUGUUGUUGCUGCCCUCGCAGACCCACUUCCAACGUCGCAAAUCUCGAAACUUCUUGGCCCCGGCCAGGGCAGGGACGUCGAGAAAGUACUGACGCAGCUACGAUCUAUCAUAGAUGUUCCCACCGACAGCAGUCUCCCCGUGAAUAUCUAUCACUCGUCUGUUCGUGACUAUGUGUCCCACCGAUCAAACUGCAGCCUCCGUCAAGUACAAUCCAUCACAUCACCGCACUCCCUACUCGCUCUUUCCUCUUUGCGCUUGAUGACGCGAGAACUUCCAGAUCGCACGGCCCUCCUAGAUGUACUUUCAGAAUUAAAGAAGCACACUCAAGCUACGCAACCCCAGGACCCCUUGAAUUUGAAAAAACUCAUUAUCCUUCAUCGUCCAGCCACCAGAGUCAAUGCAAGUUCUUAUAGGUCUACUAUGGCUUCGUGGACAUCGUGGCUCAGAGUUGCAGUUCUGGCUAGAGACUGUGGAUGGGCAUGCCUGGCUGCAGACUCAGGAAGGGAAAGACUGGAUGCUGACCGACGGCGGGAGAGACUGGUUAUCGUCUCAAGGGGGGAAGGAUUGGUUGCAGAGCCCGGGCGGACUAGACUGGCUGCAGACCCCAGCCAUGAAAGUCUGGGUGCGGACCGGACCCAGGGUGGGUUGAACUGGCUACAAACUCAGGCCGGGAUAGACUGGCUGCAGACUCAGUACGGACGAGACUGGUUACAGACCCCAGACGUGGAAGACUGGGUGGAGACUCGAGGUGGACGACAGUGGUUGCAGACGCCGGGUGUGCGGGAGUGGCUGCUGACCAAGCGCGGGCUAAUUUGGCUGAUGACGCCGGGAGUGGGCGUACGAGACUGACUGGAGACCCCAGGUGGGAACGACUGGCUGGAGACUGGGCAAGAUUGGCUG